AUGGUGGUCGCGCAAUCGUGCCUGUCGACAUUACUGCUGAUCCAGCUGGUCACAGCCGUGCAACUCAAGGCCUGCACCUGGGAGGUCUAUUCGACACCGGAGUGCCAAAUAGACACAAAAGACAAUACGAUAUGGGAUCUCCACGUUGGUGGUGAAGACUCGCUUGGCCAGCAUAUACCGCUAGUCGAUGUUGAGGGCAAGAGUGUCGAUCCCAACAAUAUCCCGAAGUCCUACAUACCCUUUGCCUCCCGCUGCCAGUCGACCGUCACUCCGAAAAAUCUCAAAGGAUUUGGUUACACUUCAUUCAAGUUGACGAAUGAUUCUUGUCUAGCUAAUGGCGAGGAUAAGUACGAAGUGAUGGCGGUCCCGACGGCAAAUCAGGCAUGUCAAGGAGAUUCGUUCAACAUCACAGCGGACAGAGUCCACGCGAUCAAGGAUAAGGUCGGAGCAUGUUUUGGUAGAGCCGAAGACAUGAAAUGGUUCUAUGGCAUACAGCUAGUCUACAAGCCGAUACGAACACCGCCGAAGACAAGUCAAAGUACAGUCUCGAUAACGUCCACCUCUACGGCGACAACUCGAAGUGCUCCUACUGGAAGCUACACAGUCCGCGCCGGCGACACAGGCUGGGCGUUAGCUAACGCUAAUGGCAUUGCAGUGGCUGACCUUAUGGCAGCGAACCCUGGCACCAAUUGGGAUUUGCUGCCAAUCGGUUCAACCCUGGUGGUUCCUUCCAAGAAGCAGGCCGUGUGA
This is a messenger RNA of Cyphellophora attinorum, 750 nucleotides long. RefSeq lists its product as uncharacterized. Lineage: Eukaryota; Fungi; Ascomycota; Eurotiomycetes; Chaetothyriales; Cyphellophoraceae. The record is from RefSeq and is a predicted model, not a curated record. Bases 1 to 750 code for a protein of 249 amino acids. The transcript has 2 exons.